Messenger RNA from Aptenodytes forsteri (emperor penguin), 3052 nucleotides. It is a transcript of the gene TFCP2, whose product is annotated as transcription factor CP2. Gene Ontology annotation, molecular function: RNA polymerase II cis-regulatory region sequence-specific DNA binding; DNA-binding transcription activator activity, RNA polymerase II-specific. The record is from RefSeq and is a predicted model, not a curated record. Gene Ontology annotation, cellular component: nucleus. Lineage: Eukaryota; Metazoa; Chordata; Aves; Sphenisciformes; Spheniscidae. Gene Ontology annotation, biological process: positive regulation of transcription by RNA polymerase II. Bases 174 to 1694 code for a protein of 506 amino acids. The transcript is spliced from 15 exons.
GGCGCCCCCAGGGGAAGCGGGGAGCGCAGCUGAGCCCCCUCGGGGAACGAGCCUACCUCUCCGCCGAGAGGGGUGACGCGCCGGGGCACCCGCUGAGGAGCCCCCCGCUGCCCUCCCCCACGGGGGACGCCGUCCCCUCGCCCGGGGCUUGCGCCCCGUGCCUGUGGGUGAGGAUGGCCUGGGCUCUGAAGCUGCCGCUGGCGGACGAGGUGAUCGAGUCAGGGCUGGUGCAGGACUUCGACGCCAGCCUGUCGGGCAUCGGCCAGGAGCUGGGCGCUGGGGCCUACAGCAUGAGCGACGUCCUUGCCCUGCCUAUCUUCAAGCAGGAAGAAUCGAGUUUGCCUCCUGAAAACGAGAACAAAAUUCUGCCUUUCCAGUACGUGCUGUGUGCCGCCACUUCCCCUGCCGUCAAGCUCCAUGACGAAACGCUCACCUAUCUCAACCAAGGGCAGUCCUAUGAAAUCCGGAUGCUGGACAACAGGAAAAUUGGGGAGUUGCCAGAGAUAAAUGGGAAACUGGUAAAGAGCAUAUUCCGGGUGGUGUUUCAUGACCGGCGGCUGCAGUACACAGAGCAUCAGCAGCUGGAGGGCUGGCGGUGGAACAGGCCUGGGGACAGGAUACUGGACAUAGAUAUCCCAAUGUCCGUGGGCAUCAUUGACCCUAGAGCAAACCCAACCCAGCUCAAUACAGUGGAGUUUCUAUGGGAUCCUUCAAAGAGGACUUCUGUGUUUAUCCAGGUUCACUGUAUCAGCACGGAGUUCACCAUGCGGAAGCAUGGAGGAGAGAAGGGGGUACCUUUUCGGGUCCAGAUAGACACGUUUAAGGAGAACGAGAACGGGGAGUACACAGAGCACCUGCACUCUGCCAGCUGCCAGAUCAAGGUCUUCAAGCCCAAAGGAGCUGAUCGGAAGCAGAAGACGGACAGGGAAAAGAUGGAGAAGCGGACGCCUCAUGAGAAAGAGAAAUACCAGCCUUCCUACGAAACUACGAUACUCACAGAGUGUUCUCCCUGGCCAGAGAUAACGUACGUCAAUAACGCGCCAUCCCCUGGCUUCAACAGUUCCCACAGCAGUUUUUCCAUUGGCGAAGGCAAUGGCUCUCCAAACCAUCAGCCCGAGCCACCCCCUCCGAUCGCAGAUGUAAGUCACACCUCAGAGCUUAUGCUUGUGAACCUCUUGCCCACCAGCACACCCCAGGAGGCCCAGCAGUGGCUGCACCGAAACCGCUUCUCCACUUUUUCUCGGCUUUUCAGAAACUUCUCAGGUGCAGACUUACUGAAGCUGACCAGAGAAGACGUUAUCCAGAUCUGUGGCCCUGCAGAUGGCAUCAGGCUCUUCAACGCGUUAAAAGGACGGAUGGUGCGGCCCAGACUGACCAUCUACGUGUGUCAGGAGUCCCAGCAGCUGAGGGACCUCCAGCAGAAACACGAGGACGGGGACACAGUAACCAGUACUUUUUUUGUGUACCACGCUAUUUAUCUGGAGGAACUGACGGCGGUGGAACUGACAGAAAAGCUGGCCCAGCUCUUCAGCAUCUCUUCCCAACAGAUCAGCCAGAUUUACAAGCAAGGUCCGACGGGGAUACACGUGCUGAUCAGCGAUGAGAUGAUACAGAACUUCCAAGACGAAUCCUGUUUCGUUCUGGACACCAUGAAAGCUGAAACCAAUGAUAGCUACCACAUCAUCUUAAAAUAGGAGGGGACGGGAUGAGGAACACCCGUGAUCCUCUCGUCGCACACGAAGACCCUUCACUUCCAGCACAAGGACACGAGCAGAGAUCUGGAAACUCCUGGGCACCCUCUGGAAAGACCCCGAGCUGUUGGUUACUCGGCUGUCUUUCUUGCAGGGGACCUCCUUGCUCUGACGGCAUCUAAACGGCCGUUGAUGGUAACGUGCUGCUUAAUUGCUGGAGCUCUGAGGCUUGAAGUUACCAGGUCGCACUCUUGUGUAGCUCUCGGUAGAAAUUUGCCAUUGGGACUUAAGACCUGCGUGAGGGCUUUUUCUGUGGCAGGUGUGCUCUGCUCUUCUGAGAGGCAUCAGCUCCCAUGACACUCACAGACUGGCAAGACAACAUGAAUUAAACUGGCCCAACAAAGCCAGCUGGCCCUCGGGCACGUGCUGAGCUGAGCAGGUCUCAAAUACGCUGCGUACUGUGCUGAUGGAGUGGUAGGCUAGGGCUGGGAGGGAUUUUCUUAAAAGAUUUUGUUAAGCUUUCAUUUAAUAUUACGACGCGUCUGUUAGACAAAGGUGGUGACUUCGUUUUUCUCCUCUCCACCCACCCCGAAAAUGGCGUUGGCUGUGUUUGUGUGCGGGUGUGGUGCCAUCCUUCCCUUGCGAGUGUAAGGUCGUCAGGAACUUUAUAGACAGAUUUAGUUGUAUAAAGCCGGAGCAAAACGUGGAGUAAAGCGGAGUUGGAUAAAGAAACAGCUAACUAGCUUGGUCUGUGGGAUUCUUUUCUGCAUGUUUUAGGGAGAAAAAAAGACUUGGCUAUCUCUGCUGAAAAUUUGGAGCCAUGUCUACCCGCUGCUUCGUUUUCUGCCCCUGCGUCCCCCUGCCCGGCCUCCAUCGCUGCCCCGGCGUUGGUGUAGCCCUGCGCGCACUAAGGAGGAGGUGGACAGCAAGUUCAAAGGGUUAUUGAAAGCCCUUGGACUUGAUGGCGACAAAAGUGCUUCUGUGCAGGUUUCCAGGACAGCAGUGAAGUCUCUGGGGUGAAGGAUUUGCUCUGCCGUGCAGGUGGUGGAUCCUGUUCCCCGUCCGUAGGAUCCCUCGGUAGAGACUGAGAUGCCCGGGGUGACGCCUGCCUCUGACCAUCAGCACUACCCGAGGGCGUUUAGAGCCAAAAAAUAGGGGAAAAAUACAAUGUAAAGCAGGGCUCUUAUUUUUAAAUAAGGCUGCAGUGAGAUCCCAGCCCCAGGCAGGUGAUGUAGGUCUGGGGAGGGCCCGUGGGGUGAGUGAAGGCACUGGUGGGUGCGACAAUCACGACGGCCACGUCCCUGCUGCUAAAAUACCAGCUGCUCUUCUGUGUUUGUAAGCCAUAAACGAUUCUGUUCCUA